This is a messenger RNA of Heteronotia binoei (common prickly gecko), 1215 nucleotides long. Its product is annotated as RNA-binding protein MEX3D-like. Lineage: Eukaryota; Metazoa; Chordata; Lepidosauria; Squamata; Gekkonidae. Gene Ontology annotation, molecular function: RNA binding. The record is from RefSeq and is a predicted model, not a curated record.
AUGCCCAGCUCGGCCUCCCCGCUGGAAGGGCCCUUUCCCGCCCUGGGGGGGCUGCUGGGGGUGAGCCCCCCUUGCAGCCGGCUCCCCCCGGAGCAUCCCCCCGUCCAGCAGCCUUUCCCCCUCGAAGAAGGAGAAGAGGAGGCGUCGAGCGGGGAGCGCCCAGCCGUGCCCAGCGCGGCCCCCCGGUUGGAAGGGCCCCUCUCCGCCCUGGGGGGGCUGCUGGGGGCGAGCCCCCCUUGCAGCCGGCUCCCCCCGCGGCAUCCCCCCGUCCAGCAGCCUCUCCCCCUCGAGGAGGGAGAAGGAGAAGAGGAGGAGGAGGACGCCCUCCAGCUUGCCCUGGACCACCUCUCCAUCUUGGGCCAAGAGGAAGAGGAGGAGAUGGGGGGGCUGGAGCUGGAGCCCCCCGGCUAUGGGGCGCUGGCAGGAGGAGGAGGGGGCGGCGGCUUCGCCCUGCUGGAGCCCCUCGAAGGGGGCUCCCCGCCGGGCGAGCUCUUUGCAGCCUUCCCGGGCUCGCUGCUGGGGGGGCCGCCCCCCCACCUCCUCCUGGCCGCCCCCCCGACGCCGCCGCUGGGCACCAUCGGGAGCCGCAAGAGGAGCGUCAACACCACCGAGUGCGUGACCGUGCCCAGCUCCGAGCACGUGGCCGAGAUCGUGGGCAGGCAAGGGUGCAAGAUCAAAGCUUUGAGAGCAAAAACCAACACCUACAUAAAGACACCAGUGAGAGGGGAGGAACCUGUCUUCAUUGUGACCGGCCGAAAAGAGGAUGUGGAAAUGGCCAAGCGAGAGAUCCUCUCGGCCGCCGAGCACUUCUCGAUGAUCCGAGCCACUCGCAACAAAGUCAAUGGGGUGUCAGGGACAGUCUUAGGUCCCCCCAACCUCCCCGGGCAGACGACGAUCCAAGUGCGGGUGCCUUACCGCGUGGUCGGCUUGGUGGUGGGCCCCAAGGGGGCCACCAUCAAGCGGAUCCAGCAGCAGACCCACACAUACAUCGUGACCCCGAGUCGAGAAAAAGAGCCCAUCUUUGAGGUUACCGGCAUGCCCGAGAACGUUGACCGGGCCCGGGAGGAAAUCGAAGCCCACAUCACCAUGAGAACGGGCUCCUUCGUUGACAUCAGCAGCGACAAUGACUUCCACACCAACGGCACGGACGUCUGCCUGGAUUUGCUGGGUGGCGCUGGCAGUGGUCCCUCCAGCCUGUGGGUCAAAGCCCCCAAU